AUGGUGUUACUGGCAUCCCCAAGGGGCUUCUGUCCCCUACAAUAUGACCGGCUUUACCAAUUUGGCGCAGAUGAAGAGGUGGGCGAGCGUAAGGGGUUCCAGCAAAAAGCCAUCCUGAAGGAACACCAGGACGAAAUGACAACAAACGAGCCGUCCACUCCACUCCAAGUUGCGGUGCUCUCAACUUACCAUACAGUGCAGUCUGGUGCAACAGGGGAUGCUCAAACAGGUGCCCAACCCUCAGUGCAGGGCACCCUGCCGCACUUCAUUCAGGAGCCAGAGAACGCAUACAUCGUCAAGAGCAAUCCUAUUAAACUGCGCUGUCAAGCCACACCUGCCUUGCAGAUCUUCUUUAAAUGCAACGGAGAAUGGGUUCACCAGAAUGAUCACUUCUCCCACGAGUAUAAGGACCUCAACACUGGUUUAAAGGUGCGGGAGGUGAUGAUCAACGUGUCUCGUCAGCAGGUAGAAGAUUUCCAUGGCCCAGAGGACUAUUGGUGUCUCUGUGUGGCGUGGAGUCACUUAGGUACCUCCAAGAGUCGCAAGGCUACUGUCAGAAUCGCCUACCUGAGAAAAAACUUUGAGCAGGACCCCCAGGGGAAGGAAGUGCCAAUCAAUUGGAUGAUCGUUCUGCACUGUCGCCCUCCAGAGGGAGUGCCUGUGGCAGAGGUGGAAUGGCUGAAGAAUGAAGAGUUGAUCAGUUCCCAAUCUGAUGACAACAUUGACACCAGGGCAGACCACAACCUCAUUAUAAAUGAGGCACGUCUGUCUGACUCUGGAAAUUACACCUGUAUGGCCAGCAACAUUGUGGCCAAGAGACGCAGUGCUACAGCCACUGUGAUAGUCUUUGUCAAUGGCGGCUGGUCCCUGUGGACAGAGUGGUCAGGUUGUAAUGUGCCAUGUGGACGAGGUGUACGGAAAAGAUCCCGGACCUGUACAAACCCAGCGCCGCUGAACGGUGGAGCUUUCUGCGAGGGCAUGUCUGUGGAGAAGAUAUCAUGCAAUGCCCCAUGUCCAAUUGAUGGAGGCUGGGAUGAAUGGAGUGAAUGGACCAAUUGCAGCAGCCAGUGUGAAAGACAGCGAAGUCGGGAGUGUAACUCCCCAGCACCCAAACACAGCGGCAAGAUGUGUGAAGGGAGCUCAGAGGCCACUGAGAACUGCACAGAUGGACAAUGUACCCAAAAUCGAAAGCUGCUACAUGACGUUAAACCUCAAAGUAUGGACAGUACCAAUGAUGUUGCUCUGUACUCUGGCUUGGGAGCCGGUAUUAUUGCCGUGGGGAUACUGGUGGUAGCUAUCAUGCUCUACAGGAAGAACCAGAGCGAGUAUGGUGUAGAUGUCAUUGAAUCCUCUGCGCUUGCUGGAGGGUUUCAGUCUUUCAACUUCAAGACUACCAGACAAGGAAACCCCCUGCUUCUCAACUCCUCAAUUCCGCCAGACUUAACUGUGGGACGCACCUACAGCACUUCCCUGUGCUUCCAGGAUGGUGCAGACAAAGAGCUUUUUGACCCCUUGCCAGACAUCAAGGUGAAAGUGCAGAGCUCAUUUAUGGUCUACGGUGUUGCAGAGCGGGCUGAGUUCCAUGCCAAAGCCCCUGUUGAGACCUUCCCACGGGACCUGAGCCAGGAUUACUGCAGCUCAAUGGACAGACAAAAAAAAGCUCUGCUCACCUUCAAUGGACCUUUAAGCACUAGUAAGGAGCAGCUGAGGACUACUGGUGUAUUUGGUCAGCAUGGAGGACGCCUGGUGUUGCCAAACACUGGCGUGAGCCUGCUUGUGCCUCAUGGAGCCGUGGCUGAAAAUAUGUCCUGGGAGAUGUACGUGGUGAUCAAUCUGAGAGAAGCAAGUGUCAAUACACUGGAAGACUGUGAAAUCCUCCUGAGCCCUGAGGUUAUGUAUGGCCCUCCUGGUCUGGACCUAUCCUGCCCAGUGGCCAUGACUGUGGCUCACUGUGCUGAGGUGGACUCGGAGAAUUGGAACAUCCAGCUCAAGAGGAGAACCCAGGGCAGUAAAUGGGAGGAGGUGAUGCUGGUGGAGGAUGAGUCAACUUCUUGUUACUGCCUAAUGGACUCGACAAGCUGCCACCUGCUGCUCGACCAGCCAGGUUCAUAUGCCCUCGUGGGUGAGCCUCUGACACAGGCUGCCAUCAAGAGGUUGAAACUAGCAGUGUUUGGGAGUAUGGAGGGAACUUCAAUGAACUACAGUCUGCGAGUGUACUGUGUGGAUGACACGCCACAUGCCUUUCAGGGAGUGGUGGCAGCAGAGAAGAGUAGAGGGGGUCAGCUCCUCGAGGAGCCAAAGAUGUUGCCUUUUCGAGCGAACACCUUUAGCCUACAGGUGUCUAUCCAAGAUGUGCCCCAGUUCCUAUGGAGCAUCAAGCCCUUUACCACCUGUCAGGAAUUCUCGUUUCCCCAAGUGUGGUGCAGCAACCAGCAGCCUCUGCACUGUGCCUUCUCUCUGGAGAGAUACAGCCCAGCCACUACGCAGCUCUCCUGCAAAAUCAGCGUGCGGCAGGUCAAAGGCCAUGAAGAGAUUCUGCAGGUUUACACAGCUGUUGGCAAGACUGAAAAGGAAUCGGUUCCAAUUUUCAUGCAGACAGACUGCACCAUCACCUCUCAGACAGGGCCCAAGGCUUUUAAAAUCCCCUUAUCCAUCCGCCAGAGGAUUUGCGCCACCUUUGACACUGCCAACGCCAAGGGCAAGGACUGGCAACUCUUAGCCCACAAGCUCCACUUAGAUCGAAACCUUGGUUAUUUUGCAAAGCAGCAGAGUCCCUCAGCUAUCAUACUGUGCCUAUGGGAGGCUCGCCACCAAGACACUGCUGACCUUGACUCUCUUGCCAGUGCCCUAGAGGAAAUUGGCAAGAUCCACCCCAAAAGUUCUCCCCAGGAUCUGGAGGAGGAGGAGACUGACUUGAAUCAAAUAAAUGCACGCAGUCUGAGAUGA
Messenger RNA from Nerophis lumbriciformis (worm pipefish), 2946 nucleotides. NCBI's taxonomy places the organism in Eukaryota, Metazoa, Chordata, Actinopteri, Syngnathiformes, Syngnathidae. The record is from RefSeq and is a predicted model, not a curated record.